This is a messenger RNA of Dentiscutata heterogama, 650 nucleotides long. The record is from the annotation of a GenBank genome assembly. Lineage: Eukaryota; Fungi; Glomeromycota; Glomeromycetes; Diversisporales; Gigasporaceae.
GAGAAAAGGUGCCAUUAUGGUCCCAUUUAAGAUUGCCCGAAUACAUGGUUGCCAAAGAAAAACUUAAGACAAAAAAUGCAAGGAAUCCGCAGGACAGUGCUAUGAAUAUUUCAGAAAAGGGUGUUCUAAAUUUAGAAGCUACAGUUGUAUGUGCAAGUGAAAUGCCUAAAAAAGUUCUUACAUGCCUUGGUUGUGUUCAACGUGAGAGAAAAAGAUCACAACGUAAAAAAGAAAAUAAACAUUCCAAGACUAAUCCGAAUGCUACUUCCAACGAUGAUUCAAAUAAACCCAUGGAUUUGGAUGAUGAGAAAACAAUGCAGUUGGAGCAACGCAAAAUUCUUUUAUUUAAUUGUAGUGAAAUUGUAGAUUUUAGUAGUGGUGAUACCAUUUUACCGACAAGAAUCACUUCGACAGGAAUGUCACCUCCUAUUAUGAUAACAGACGAUCACAAGUCAUCAAAAACUAAAGUAGGCGUUGGAAGAAAACGUCCAAAAGCAGAAUAUGAUCGUCGUACGAACUCUGUGUCUAGUAAUUCUUCAAAUUCUACAAAGAAUAAAAUUAAUAACGAGUUAUCUUCAUUAUCGCCUACUCCGACUGGUGAAUCGCACGCAUCCUCAUCUGUAAUAUCACCGAACCCUAAAUCAUCUGAA